AUCCGUUACUCCAUUGCUUUAGUUUUGUGUAUGAUAAAUUAUAUAUUUUUAAUGUCUAUUUGUUCAGAGAACUGGCGUUGGCACAAUCCUAAAUAAAUGUCUAAAUAUAUUAACCGUUGUUGGAUAAUCUGCACGUAAUUAGUGUAAGAGUGAUAAAUAUUUGGAAUAUACUUUUGAUGUAUACGCUUACUUCAUGAUUUCGUGAUAUAAAAGAAAUUCUUUUGUGAUCAAAAUGUUGUCACGAAGUACACAAUGUAACGAAAUGGACAUAAAAGCGCGUCCUUACUGCCAAUGUUGGGUUAAGAAGGAACCUGUACAAUGGAAGGAGUUAAGCAAAUGUUCAUGUGGCGAGGAAGUUGAUGUGUUUGAAUGGAAAUGGGAUAAACCAGAAUCCAGAAGCCAAGUUGUGAUGAGUGAAGAUGGAAAGCAGGUUACGUUCCAUCCUUACUACAGUUCUGGUACAGCUGCAGUGCGUGGGGAGACUCCGAUGGUGCACAACAAUCAUUACUACUGGGAAGUCAAAAUGCUGUCUGAGACCUACGGCACUGAUAUUAUGGUGGGCGUAGGUUCGGGCAAGGUGCCGGAGUCGCAGUACACAUUCACGUCGCUGCUGGGCCAGGACUCGGAGUCGUACGGGCUGUCGUACCUGGGCCCGGUGCGGCAUGACGCGGCCGAGGUGCAUGGUUCAGCCGGCUUCUGCCGCGGCAGCAUUAUCGGCGUACGUCUCGACAUGUGGGCCGGCACUCUGGAGUUUUUCAUCAAUAGACAGCCACAAGGCGUAUAUAUCUACAACCUGCGUCGUCACGAGGAGCUGUACCCAAUGAUUUGCUCGACUGCGGCACAGUCGACCAUGCGGCUGAUAUACGCGGCGUCCUGGCGCGCCUCGCUGCUGGUGGACGCCGCUAAGGUGCUGGCGUCCAGCGUCGCCGUGCGUCCACAUCUGCGUCUGCCGCCAGGACUCUGGAACACGUUCAAGUCGCAUUUCUGGCUGACGCUGCCCACUGAAGUGGCCGAUGACAAAGAUGGCGAGUCGUCUACGUCAAAGGAAAUAAGGAUAACGCCCACUCUGUCGGAAUUCUUCAGCAGCCAGUACAUGAAUGGUUUUUACGUCGACAACGUGGAGAGGGACUAUCGUAUUGUUGUAUGGCAAUGAAAAUAUUAUCUACAUACAAAUAUAUUUUUUUAGAAAAUUUUAGCCAACUUUUUUAGAAAACCAAUUAGUGUUCACUGUCUUACUUAGUUCCAUAGAUUUCUUAUACCAAACUGUUUCCUCAUAAAAAUUACGCAAAAGGUCUCUUAUUGACCAUUAACAAUUUUGUGUGCGGCCGUUAGUAAUGUCGAGGCUACCCGAUUAGAUCUACAAAAUAAGUUAUUAAAGUUACUACCCGUGUAAGAUAACAUGAUGUCAAUAUUAUAUUCCGCAAUGCUCUGUUGUCUCUGUAGUGAAUAUCUAUGCCAUAAUGUAUUGAUCUCGUUAGAUUUAUUUCAAAACGUUUUAGUAACAAAACAGUCAUUGUGACGUCAUCGUUCUUAGAUCUCAGGUUUUUGUGCACGGGUAGUACAGUAAAUCUUCAUAUUGACAUUGUGCAAAUUUUAUAAUCUGACUCUAGUUAUAGCAAGAUAACAGACGACUUC
Papilio machaon (common yellow swallowtail) is the source of this 1635-nucleotide messenger RNA. Its product is annotated as SPRY domain-containing SOCS box protein 3. The coding region runs from base 233 to 1153 and encodes 306 amino acids. Gene Ontology annotation, biological process: proteasome-mediated ubiquitin-dependent protein catabolic process. The record is from RefSeq and is a predicted model, not a curated record. The transcript is spliced from 6 exons. Lineage: Eukaryota; Metazoa; Arthropoda; Insecta; Lepidoptera; Papilionidae. Gene Ontology annotation, molecular function: protein binding. Gene Ontology annotation, cellular component: SCF ubiquitin ligase complex.